This is a messenger RNA of Jatropha curcas, 590 nucleotides long. Lineage: Eukaryota; Viridiplantae; Streptophyta; Magnoliopsida; Malpighiales; Euphorbiaceae. The record is from RefSeq and is a predicted model, not a curated record.
AGCCCUCUGCUUCUAAAAUACAACCCAAUCUACAAGAGAAUACCUGUUCUUGUUCAAAAUGAAAGACCCAUUGUUGAAUCCCAACUCAUACUUGAAUAUAUUGAUGAGACUUGGAAACACAGCCCUCUGUUGUUGCCUCAGGAUCCUUACCAGAAGGCCAUGGCUCGUUUCUGGGCUAACUUUAUAGAUGACAAGAUAAAAAGGACACCAUCUACAAGGCAAACCACAAAAACCAAAAGGAUUUAUAUCUGAGAGACAUGGCAAGCCAAGACCAGGCGGUGAAGCUUUUGGGAGCAUGGUUCAGUCCAUUUGCUCACAGAGUGGAAGUAGCACUGAAGCUUAAGGGCAUCCCUUACGAGUUUGUGGAGGAAGAUUUAGCCAACAAGAGCCCUCUGCUUCUAAAAUACAACUCAAUCUACAAGAGAAUACCUAGAAUACCUGUUCUUGUUCAAAAUGAAAGACCCAUCGUUGAAUCCCAACUCAUACUUGAGUAUAUUGAUGAGACUUGGAAACACAGCCCUCUGUUGUUGCCUCAGGAUCCUUACCAGAAGGCCAUGGCUCGUUUCUGGGCUAACUUUAUAGAUGACAAG